AUGACUUCCUCUGUCACAGGAACCAGAUUCUUCAACCGCCCCAACUCCCUCGACGAGACCUUGAACAGUCCGGUCUACCAGAACGGGGUCAAGAUGAGCCCGGCUCAAGAUGGACGGUCGCUGGGCGCUGCCAAAGACGUCAAGGAGUCAUAUACCAAGCAAGAGCAGGAGCCCUGGUCUCUGCCAAAGGAACAAACCAGGCAAGGCAUCACAUUUGCGGCGCAGGACAAGCUACCCAAGCUGCCCAUUCCCGAGCUCGAGUCGACGCUGAAGAAAUACCUUGAGUCUUUGGUGCCUUUGGAGUCUCCCACUGAACAUAAUGAAACCAAAGCGGCAGUCAAGGAUUUCUUAGAGCAUGACGGCCCGGAGUUGCAAGAACGCUUGAAGAAGUACGCGACAGGAAAGACAAGCUACAUUGAGCAGUUUUGGUACGAUUCAUACCUCAACUACGACAACCCUGUCGUCUUGAACCUCAAUCCUUUCUUUCUCUUGGAGGAUGAUCCGACUCCAGCACGAAAUAACCAAGUCACAAGGGCCGCCUCCUUGGUAAUUUCGGCCCUGUGCUUUGUCAGAGCUGUGCGAAAGGAAGAGUUGCCACCCGACACUGUGAGAGGCACUCCUCUAUGCAUGUACCAGUACUCGCGGUUAUUUGGGACGGCGCGAGUCCCAACAGACAACGGGUGUGUUAUUGGCCAAGAUUCAGAUUCAAAGCAUGUCGUGGUUCUGUGCCGCGGCCAGUUCUACUGGUUCGAUGUACUGGACGACAACAAUGAGCUUAUCAUGACGGAGAAAGAUCUCGCAAUCAAUUUCCAGGUGAUUGUGGAUGAUGCCGACCAAAUUCCAAUCCAUGAAGGCGCCAAAGGUGCCAUUGGAGUGCUCACCACCGAGAACCGCAAGAUUUGGUCGGGCCUAAGAGAUCUGCUGACCAGAGAAGAAGGCUCCAAUAACGCCGAUUGUCUUUCCAUGGUCGACUCGGCCCUGUUUAUUGUUUGCCUAGACUACACCGAGCCUGCAGAUGUGUCCCAAUUAUGCGGCAACAUGCUAUGUGGCACAAGUGAGGUCGUGCGAGGUGUACAAGUCGGCACCUGCACUAACAGAUGGUACGACAAAUUGCAGAUUAUCGUCUGCAAAAAUGGCAGUGCAGGGAUCAAUUUCGAACAUACCGGCGUAGAUGGUCACACGGUCCUUCGAUUCGCUAGCGAUCUCUACACAGACACCAUCCUCCGGUUCGCAAAGUCCAUCAACGGACAGGCUCCGACGCUGUGGACCAGCCAGAGCCCUGAUCCUUCGAAAAGGGACCCGGAAAGCUUCGGUGAUGUCAGCAUCACUCCCCACAAGCUCGAGUGGGAUAUGACCCCGGAACUGCAGAUUGCCCUGCGUUUUGCCGAAACGCGCCUGGCCGAUCUGAUCAACCAGAACGAGUUCCAGACAUUGGAUUUUGCGGGAUACGGCAAGAAUUUCAUUACCUCGAUGGGCUUCUCGCCUGAUGCGUUUGUGCAAAUGGCAUUUCAGGCUGCUUACUAUGGACUGUAUGGUCGUGUCGAGAAUACUUACGAGCCGGCCAUGACGAAAUUUUUCCUACAUGGGAGGACGGAGGCCAUUCGAACGGUGACCAAGGAAUGUGUCGACUUUGUCAAGACGUUUUGGACCGACACAACCGCUCAAAAAAAGGUUGACGCGUUGAAGGCUGCCACGCAGAAGCAUGUGAAUAUGACUAAAGAGUGCAGUAAAGGACAGGGUCAAGACCGUCAUUUGUACGCGCUUUAUUGUGUGUGGCAGCGCAAAGUCAACGAUGAAGGGGCAGAGGCAGCCAGCACCACCGGAUUCAGUUCCAACGGGUAUUCGAGUCCGACAGACUUUAGUGAUGCAGGCAGCCCGAAAAGACUGGAUGAGAUCUCGCCCACCCGUCGUUCUCGUGCCGGCACAGAUGCAAGUCGCUCGCCUGCGCCUCAUAUGCAGCAGAUGCCGGCGCUUUUCAGUGAUUCCGGCUGGGAGAAGAUCAACAAUACCAUUCUGAGCACGUCCAACUGCGGAAAUCCCUCUCUCCGUCAUUUCGGGUUUGGUCCUGUCUCUGGGGAUGGCUUUGGCAUUGGAUACAUUAUCAAAGAUGAUUCGAUCUCUGUUUGCGCAAGCAGUAAACAUCGCCAGACCAGACGUUACGUGGACAGCCUGGAGUCUUACUUGAACGAAAUCCGACGCUUGCUCAAAGCUACAAAACCCAAGGACGGUCCUGCGGGCAAGUCCACUCGAGCUAGGGAGGUGGAGAAGACUAGCAAGGAUGGUAGGCUCAAGUCCAGGGGUCGGCUGAUCAAGGCGGAGGCUUCCCGAGUUGAUGGAACUCAGACUCCUGCGAGUAUGGAAACGGCCGAGGUGGAGGAUGAUGGUCUGGGCGGGUACGGGUUCUUCGAUGCCGGGAUGCUGCUGCAAGCCCUCAAAAAGGAACUACCAAAACCGUCAGAACAGAUCGCACAAAAGAAACGGGCGGUGGGCAAGAAGCUGGCACUGACAGAAUAUUGA
Capronia epimyces CBS 606.96 is the source of this 2517-nucleotide messenger RNA. RefSeq names its product carnitine O-acetyltransferase. Gene Ontology annotation, biological process: carnitine metabolic process. Gene Ontology annotation, cellular component: mitochondrion. Gene Ontology annotation, molecular function: carnitine O-acetyltransferase activity. The record is from RefSeq and is a predicted model, not a curated record. Bases 1 to 2517 code for a protein of 838 amino acids. The transcript has 2 exons. Lineage: Eukaryota; Fungi; Ascomycota; Eurotiomycetes; Chaetothyriales; Herpotrichiellaceae.